Messenger RNA from Peromyscus leucopus (white-footed mouse), 1090 nucleotides. RefSeq names its product receptor accessory protein 3 (gene Reep3). The transcript is spliced from 8 exons. Gene Ontology annotation, biological process: endoplasmic reticulum tubular network organization. Gene Ontology annotation, molecular function: microtubule binding. The coding region runs from base 166 to 930 and encodes 254 amino acids. Gene Ontology annotation, cellular component: endoplasmic reticulum tubular network; endoplasmic reticulum membrane; cytoplasmic microtubule. NCBI's taxonomy places the organism in Eukaryota, Metazoa, Chordata, Mammalia, Rodentia, Cricetidae. The record is from RefSeq and is a predicted model, not a curated record.
CCGGGCGCCGGGCGGCUCCGGGCGCCGCGCGCACACGCGCACACACACACACACACAUACACACACAGACACACCGGGCCGGCUCCCGAGGGCGCCAGCGCGGCCCCGGGGAGCGCGAGCUGGGGGAGCGCGCGGCCUGCGGUCAGCGGCCCAGCGGCCGGAAAGAUGGUGUCCUGGAUGAUCUCCCGAGCCGUGGUGCUGGUGUUUGGAAUGCUCUAUCCGGCGUACUAUUCCUACAAAGCUGUGAAGACGAAAAAUGUCAAGGAAUAUGUCCGCUGGAUGAUGUACUGGAUUGUCUUUGCCCUCUAUACUGUGAUUGAAACCGUGGCUGAUCAGACACUUGCAUGGUUUCCCCUGUACUAUGAGCUGAAGAUUGCCUUUGUCAUCUGGCUGCUCUCACCCUACACCAGAGGGGCAAGUUUAAUAUAUAGAAAGUUCCUUCAUCCUCUUCUUUCUUCAAAGGAAAGGGAAAUUGAUGAUUACAUUGUCCAAGCCAAGGAAAGAGGCUAUGAGACGAUGGUUAACUUCGGGCGUCAAGGUUUGAAUUUGGCGGCUGCAGCCGCGGUCACAGCAGCAGUGAAGAGCCAAGGAGCCAUAACGGAGCGUUUGCGAAGUUUCAGCAUGCAUGAUUUGACGGCUAUCCAAGGGGAUGAGCCUGUGGGACAGAGACCCUACCAGACUUUGCCAGAAGCGAAGAGGAAGAGCAAACCAGCCAGUGAAACAGCAGCCUAUGGAAUUCCACUGAAAGACGGAGGUGAGCAAACCGAUGAAGAAGCGGAGGGGCCAUUCUCGGACGACGAGAUGGUGACUCACAAGGGGCUGCGGCGAUCCCAGAGCAUGAAGUCUGUCAAGACCAUCAAAGGCCGCAAAGAGGUGCGGUAUGGUUCCCUAAAAUAUAAAGUGAAGAAGAGACCACAGGUGUAUUUUUAGCGUCUACACCUCACCUAUCUCAAGACAAAUAAUCCUAACAAAUCAACUUCAUUUUCUAACUCAAUGUAUUCAGGACUUAUACUUUAAAUCUUCCGAUUGUGGCAAUGAUGGGAUUUACUUUAAUAACAUUAAAUAGUUCGUUUCUUUAACAAUUACUUUU